AUGCGCAAGAUGGCCGACCUCCGAUUUAACCCUAAAAACAGGAGUCGCCGCCAAAUGAUUGACCGGACCUACCCAUGCCGGAUCUCUCGCUUUCUGGAUGCCUAUGGAAUCCCUAACGUGCUCUGGGGAGAGCUUGUGAUGAAUAUAUUUCUUAUUCCCCUUGAGGCAAACGGCAUCUACUUCGUCAUCCCUGAUAAACAUAUCGAUAAAGCACGCGACCUCCUGCUAGAAGCCGGCUUCCCCCCGUGCCAGCUGGGGAAGUAUUGCGGCUUCGACCACCCCAAUUCUUGCCAUGGAAUCCCCUACGCGCACUUUAAUAUUGUGGACCUCAGCCCCUUGGACUGCUACAAACCCGAGCAAUACAGCCUAAAUCCCCGCGAAUGGUACACACUGGAACUCUACAAGAAGUCCAAGCUGCUGUGGGGAGCGCCCGAGAUCCCGCUGGGAAUACCACCCGUGAAUGACCCCGAUUAUUGGACAGUCAAGGAUAAGCGUCUUCCAAAAGUCGCCAUUGAAUUCCAGCGAGGCCGCGUUGUCGACGCGGAUUAUCUGGUCAAGAUCCCCUCGCUAGCGCGCUACGCUGAGUUGCUGACCCUCCUGUUCUUCCGGGACAAUCACCUGGAAGAGACUAUCAGAGGGCUCCAGUGGGAUACCCUGCUGGAUGACAUGGAGGUAGUGAUGGAUGAGCACCGCCUCUUCAAACUGGAGGACCUUCCGCCUCGUACUCGAAGCUGGUUUAAAAUUCUGACCGAAACCCCACGGGAAAGAACGCAUGGGGAUGCCGAGGAGAGGUUUGGGGCGGAGAUGAGGGAGGCAGGCGAGGUGCCCGAAAAGAGUCCCUGGCCGUUGGAAGCUAUUAUGCCAGCUGGAUGGCGUGAAGAACUUAAAGAGUAUGACGAGAUGAUGAAGAAGAAGAAGGAGGAGGAGGAGGAAGAGCAGAUGAGGAAGAAAGAAGAAGAGGUGAAAGAGGAGCAGAAUGCGUGA
Molecule: messenger RNA, 984 nt
Organism: Aspergillus thermomutatus
Lineage: Eukaryota; Fungi; Ascomycota; Eurotiomycetes; Eurotiales; Aspergillaceae
Exons: 2
Coding region: 1-984 (327 amino acids)
Source: RefSeq, a predicted model, not a curated record